Molecule: messenger RNA, 1666 nt
Organism: Drosophila mauritiana
Lineage: Eukaryota; Metazoa; Arthropoda; Insecta; Diptera; Drosophilidae
Gene: GluRS-m
Product: probable glutamate--tRNA ligase, mitochondrial
Exons: 4
Coding region: 71-1606 (511 amino acids)
Biological process (GO): glutamyl-tRNA aminoacylation
Molecular function (GO): zinc ion binding; glutamate-tRNA ligase activity; ATP binding
Source: RefSeq, a predicted model, not a curated record
CUAGUUUCGAUCAGCUGUUUUUGGUAAACAAAAAACCGGCAGAGAAAUUUUAUUUCUAAAAUACAUAAAAAUGUUAAAGAUACGUCCGCGAUUGCUGAUUCAACAGUGCCUGCGACAUGCCCACAGCCAGGUGCGCGUCCGCUUUGCUCCAAGUCCCACGGGUUACCUGCAUUUGGGCGGUCUGCGCACAGCCCUAUACAAUUUCCUAUACGCCAGGCAUUUGGGCGGAAAAUUCCUGCUGCGGAUCGAGGACACGGAUCAAACUCGACUAGUGCCCGGUGCCAGUGAACGGCUGGUGGAGGAUCUGCUCUGGGCAGGCAUAGAAAUUGACGAGGGACCCGGUUUUGGCGGUCAACUGGGACCCUAUGUGCAGAGUCAGCGAACGGAAAUUUACAGCAAAGCCAUUGAGGAACUGCUCCAUAAUGGCACCGCAUACAGGUGUUUCUGCACCGAACGCCGUCUGGAUCUGUUGCGUAAGGAGGCGCUGAGAACUCGGCAGGUUCCACGCUAUGAUAACAAGUGCCGACAUCUUACGACGACGGAAGUUGACUCCCUACUGGCCAAGGAUACACCCCACUGCAUACGAUUCAAGCUGACGGAUCACGAGGAACCACUGGAUGAUCUCAUCUACGGCAAGGUGCAUCACAAUGUCAGCGACACCGAAGGCGAUCCAGUGGUCAUGAAGAGCGACCAAUUUCCCACCUAUCACUUUGCCAACGUGGUGGACGACCACUUGAUGGGCAUUACCCACGUCCUGAGGGGCGUGGAGUGGCAGAUAUCCACCACCAAGCAUUUGCUGCUCUACAAAGCUUUUGGCUGGCAGCCCCCUAAAUUUGGUCACCUGCCGCUUCUGGUGAAUGCAGAUGGCACUAAGCUAAGCAAACGUCAAGGAGACAUUGGCAUCCAACACUUUCGGGAACGCGGCUACUUUCCGCAGGCUUUAGUGAACUAUGUGGUUUCUGCAGGCGGAGGAUUCGAGCAUCGUACCAAUGCCAAGCAGCAGCUGCUCAGCAUGCAGGCGCUCUAUGAACAGUUUCACAUAGAGCGGGUCAACUCCCAUCCGAGUCGCCUUAAUCCCGAACUGCUCGAUGAUCUCAAUCGCAUGGAGAUUGCGCAGCGUUUGUCCGGCAAUGAAAGUCGCACGAAAUUGGUCAAUGAAGUGCAACAGCUGGUGAAAGAAGCCUAUCCGCACCACUCCAACUUAGAUCUAGCCGAGGACCACAUAUUGGAUGUGCUGAAUUGGUCAUCAAAGCGCUUAACACUGCUGCAGGAUUUGACCAGCAGCAAACUGAGUUUCCUGUGGGUAAAACCAUGCGAUUUUCAAAUUAAGGACCUGAGCGCGGAGCAACUAGCUCACUUGCUGCAGUUAAUCAACGCUAUCCAGGACUUUCACAAGGAUGAACUCAACGUUAAGCUAAAAUCCUUUGCUCAAAAAGAAAACAUUAAAUUUCCACAAAUGAUGAAAACACUAAGGGCAGCUCUAAGUGGCCUAAAGGAAGGUCCUGGCGUAGCGGAAAUGAUGGAGAUCCUAGGCAAAUCCGUCACUCUCGAACGACUCAAAGAAGCUCUGCCCAAGGAAAGUCUGCAUUUAGAACAACAUCAGUGAUUUGGUUAAGUUCUGUUGUAUUUGUAUGUAUAUAUAAUAGAUUAAUUUAUAUAUUAAUAA